Molecule: messenger RNA, 1995 nt
Organism: Penicilliopsis zonata CBS 506.65
Lineage: Eukaryota; Fungi; Ascomycota; Eurotiomycetes; Eurotiales; Aspergillaceae
Exons: 1
Coding region: 1-1995 (664 amino acids)
Cellular component (GO): nucleus
Molecular function (GO): nucleic acid binding; exonuclease activity
Source: RefSeq, a predicted model, not a curated record
AUGUUCACUCCUCUAGGCUUGUUCGGGGAUAUCCCAUGCCCUCAAGGGCAAAGCUGCUCUCUGCUUACUUGUAUCUUUUCUCACAAGAACGUUGAUCAUGUGGUUGAGAGCGUGACUUCUCAGACUCCACGUAUAGUUUCAAAUGAGUCGCCCACACCAAGCUUGCCUCCCCCAAAGAGAAUCAAGCUAGACAAGCCUACUGAAGACAACUCCAGCAGACCCCAAUUAUUCCAAGUCUCUCCAGAGGUUAAAGGCCCAAAUUUCACGGGCGGUGCGACCAAUCAACCAAAAAAAUCAAAUCAGAGUACCCAGAAACUCCAGUCAACGGUCAGAGCUGUAUCUCCUCCCCCAAAACGGGCACAGGUGGCUCCAGGAAAGCCAACAAGCAACUCCACUCCAGUCUCUGGGGGAUUAGAGACUCGCCUACCGCCAAGAAAUGCGCGAAAGGAAUCAUUGAACCCUCGCCUGCUUACGAAGGCACCUGCUUCCCAUACAGUUCGCUUCUCUAUCCUGUCCAAGUUACAUACAGCUAUAUCAACGCUGAAUGAUAAAUUGGCAAGAAAGAAAGAAAGCGUGGAGAAACAUCUAAUUCUGGCCCCCAAUGAGCUCAUAACGAUGGCACUUGACGAAGAGGAAAAGGUGGCAAAAGCGGAUCCGAACAUUUACUCCAAUGUCAUAAAGCUUCGGAUUGUGAAGCUCACAAAAAUGACCCUGGAAGAUUGGGCGAAAGAAGUAAAGGAUUACCUGAAUACACGAUAUUACAACGGCCAACUCGAUCAAAAACAGCAGCAGCAGGUAGCAGCUGAGCCGAAAGUGUUCUCUACGGGUCUCACUGUUACAGAAGAGAUCGCAAUAUCCGCAAAAUUGGUGACCCCUCUCAAGGGCUUAGAGCAGCACGGUUAUGUAACCAAGCCGCCGACACAUGAGGAGAUCGAGCAGGCCAAACGAGGUGUUACGGAAUCCAAGGGCUGGGAGAAGUGCGACCGAUGUGGAGGUAGAUUCCAGGUAUUUCCAGGCCGCCGAGAAGAUGGUACAUUAACAAGUGGUGGGGAAUGCACAUAUCACCCUGCUCGACCCAUCUAUCCGCCAAAGAAACAGACAGAUCACAUCACUGGUUCGAGAGAGCCAUUUUAUCCAUGCUGCAACGAGACCGUGGGAGUUUCUGCCGGCUGUACCAAAGCUAAAACCCAUGUCUUCAAGGUUUCGGAGCACAAACGGCUUGCCUCGAUUCUGCAGUUCGAAGAAACACCGACCAAUCCGGAUGACAGUCCCAAGCAGCCCGUGUGCUUUGAUUGCGAGAUGGGUUACACAACACUGGGGCUGGAGUUGAUCCGACUCACUGCUGUCACUUGGCCUGAAGGCAAGGAGUUGCUUGAUGUUCUUGUUAGGCCGAUGGGUGAAGUGUUGGACCUGAACUCUCGCUUCUCUGGCGUAUUUCCCGAACACUUCGCCAACGGUGUACCUUACGACGAUUCAAACCCACCAGCACCGGUAUCACCACCAUCUAAUGGGGAGGAGGACUCGGGGAAAGAAGAAGAAAUGCCAUUACGGAUCGUGGAUUCGCCUGCGGCCGCUCGUAAGCUGCUCUUCCAGUGUCUCCAGCCUGAAACUCCUCUCAUCGGUCAUGCGAUUGAUAAUGACCUUAACGUGUGUCGUAUCAUCCAUCCAACAAUAAUCGAUACCGUCCUACUGUACCCUCAUCCGAGGGGUCUACCAAUUCGCAUGAGCCUGAAGGCGCUAUGCAGAAAGCACCUCGAACGAGAAAUCCAAACAAGAGGCGCUCGCGGUCACGACUCGAAAGAAGAUGCUGUUGCGACGGGUGACCUCGUCAGAGCGAAAGCCUCAGAACGCUGGAAGAUACUGAAAAACAAAGGAUGGCGUAUCCAUGGAGACAAGCUUAUCCCUCCACCUGGGACGGAUUCAUCAGAUGCAGAAUUCGGACUUGGGCCUGGCGCUGGACAGAAGAGGAAAGAUGCAGCUAUAUCAAAGGACUGA